Molecule: messenger RNA, 3011 nt
Organism: Plodia interpunctella (Indianmeal moth)
Lineage: Eukaryota; Metazoa; Arthropoda; Insecta; Lepidoptera; Pyralidae
Gene: Prp6
Product: pre-mRNA processing factor 6
Exons: 18
Coding region: 116-2905 (929 amino acids)
Biological process (GO): spliceosomal tri-snRNP complex assembly; mRNA splicing, via spliceosome
Cellular component (GO): U4/U6 x U5 tri-snRNP complex; catalytic step 2 spliceosome
Molecular function (GO): protein binding
Source: RefSeq, a predicted model, not a curated record
CGUGCAUGACAGUGACGUGAAUUUAGUACACAAUAUGUAGAGAUAUAAAAAAGUUUCAGUUCAGUUAAUGAAAAUAUUGUAGUAGUACCUAGGUAGGUAAUCUUAACCAACAACCAUGUCUGUUCCACCGCAAGCAUUCGUCAAUAAAAACAAGAAACAUUUCCUGGGUAUUCCUGCACCCUUGGGCUAUGUUGCUGGUGUCGGUAGAGGGGCUACAGGUUUCACUACCAGAUCUGAUAUUGGUCCAGCCCGAGAUGCCAAUGAUGUGUCAGAUGACCGACACGCUCCACCAGCAGCAAAACGUAAAAAGAAUGAAGAAGAAGAUGAUGAUGAAGAUUUAAAUGAUUCUAAUUAUGAUGAGUUCUCUGGCUAUAGUGGAUCACUUUUUUCCAAGGAUCCUUAUGAUAAAGACGAUGCUGAGGCAGAUGCUAUUUACGAGUCUAUUGACAAGCGUAUGGAUGAGAAAAGAAAGGAAUACAGGGAGAAACGGCUUAAAGAAGAUCUUGAGAGAUACCGGCAAGAAAGACCAAAAAUACAGCAACAGUUCUCUGACUUGAAACGUGAAUUGAAAAUGGUGUCAGAGGAGGAGUGGUCAGCCAUUCCAGAAGUAGGGGACGCGAGGAACCGAAAACAACGUAACCCAAGAGCAGAGAAAUUUACGCCUUUGCCAGACAGUGUACUAUCAAGAAACCUAGGAGGAGAAUCUUCUACAUCAAUAGAUCCAGGAUCAGGAUUGGCGUCUAUGAUGCCUGGUGUUAUGACUCCUGGGAUGUUAACACCGUCAGGUGACCUUGAUUUGAGGAAGAUUGGUCAGGCCAGAAACACUUUGAUGACAGUCAAACUGUCACAAGUUUCAGACUCUGUGACUGGCCAAACUGUGGUUGAUCCGAAAGGUUACCUGACAGACUUACAGUCGAUGAUCCCUACUUAUGGUGGCGAUAUCAAUGACAUUAAGAAGGCACGCCUGCUCUUGAAGUCUGUCAGAGAAACUAAUCCGAACCAUCCACCGGCAUGGAUUGCCAGUGCUAGACUUGAAGAAGUUACAGGCAAAGUGCAGUCAGCCCGCAACCUAAUAAUGAAAGGUUGCGAAGUGAACCCGAGCAGUGAAGAGUUAUGGCUGGAGGCGGCUCGUCUGCAGCCUCCUGACACUGCACGCGCGGUCAUAGCCCACGCCGCGAGGAAUCUGCCGCACAGCGUCCGGAUAUGGGUCAAGGCUGCUGAACUGGAGCAGGAGACUAAGGCAAAACGCCGCGUGUACCGCAAAGCUCUAGAACACAUUCCUAACUCAGUCCGCCUUUGGAAGGCAGCAGUUGAACUCGAGAAUCCCGAAGACGCCCGGAUCCUGCUGUCCCGAGCUGUGGAAUGUUGUCCUACCAGCGUUGAACUGUGGCUGGCCUUGGCACGGUUGGAAACAUACGAGAAUGCUAGGAAGGUGCUGAAUAAGGCGCGUGAGAAUAUACCCACGGAUAGACAGAUUUGGGUGACAGCCGCUAAGCUCGAAGAGGCUCAUGGCAACACACACAUGGUGGAAAAGAUAAUAGACCGCGCGAUAACGUCGUUGAGCGCGAACGGCGUGGAGAUCAACCGCGAGCACUGGUUCAAAGAGGCCAUGGAGUCAGAGAAGUCCGGAGCCGUACACACUUGUCAGGCUAUUAUUCGCGCCGUCAUAGGUCAUGGAAUUGAACCUGAAGAUCAAAAACACACAUGGAUGGAAGAUGCUGAAGCGUGUGCCAAUGAAGGAGCCUACGAGUGCGCCCGCGCAGUGUACGGCUACGCAUUAUCCGUGUUUCCGUCUAAAAAAUCCAUCUGGCUACGAGCUGCGUACUUGGAGAAACAACACGGCACUAGGGCCAGUCUGGAAGCAUUGCUGCAAAGGGCAGUGGCCCAUUGUCCUAAAUCUGAGGUGCUGUGGCUUAUGGGCGCAAAGUCUAAGUGGCUGGCGGGUGACGUGCCGGCAGCGCGUGGCAUCCUCUCAUUGGCUUUCCAGGCGAACCCCAACUCCGAAGAGAUCUGGUUGGCGGCCGUGAAACUUGAGAGCGAGAACAAGGAGUACGAUAGAGCGAGACGGCUGCUGGCCAAAGCGAGAGCCUCAGCUCCUACGCCCAGGGUAAUGAUAAAAUCAGCGAAACUGGAAUGGGCUCUGAACAACCUGAACGAAGCCCUCACUCUACUGGAAGAGGCCAUCAGAGUGUUCGAAGACUACGCGAAGCUUCACAUGAUGAAGGGCCAGAUUGAGGAACAGAUGGGGAGGGAUGAUGAGGCUCACAACACUUACCAGCAAGGGUUGAAGAAAUGUGCAACCUGCGUUCCGAUGUGGAUUCUGCUGUCGCGACUGGAGGAGAAGCUGAGACGCGUCACCAAGGCCAGGUCCGUGCUCGAGAAGGCGAGGCUGAGGAAUCCCAAAAACGCUGAGUUAUGGUUAGAAAGCGUGAGGCUGGAGAGGCGGAAUGGCAGCGUGGAGAUAGCGAACGCUGUGAUGGCGAAGGCUCUGCAGGAGUGCCCCGCCGCCGGCCGCCUGUGGGCCGAGGCCAUCUUCAUGGAGUCCCGUCCGCAGAGGAAGACUAAGAGCGUGGACGCGCUGAAGAAAUGCGAACACGACGCGCAUGUAUUACUGGCAGUAUCUCAGCUGUUCUGGACAGAGAGGAAGCUGAAUAAAUGUCGCGAGUGGUUCAAUCGAACGGUAAAAAUCGACCCAGAUCUAGGCGACGCGUGGGCAUUUUUCUACAAGUUCGAGCUAUUGCACGGCACAGAGCAACAACAAGAGGACGUGAAAGCCCGUUGUAAAACAGCUGAGCCCCACCACGGCGAACACUGGUGUAAGGUGUCGAAGGAAAUAGCCAACUGGUGUUUUAGCACUGAACAGAUACUGUUGUUAGUAGCUAAAAGUUUGCCAGUUCCCACGUGAAGUGACUUUAGAUAUUAAGUAUAUUUUAUAUAGUUUAAGUUGUUUGGUAGUAUUCCGAUGUUUACUAUUGAUAUCUACUAAUAAAUAUUUUUAAGUAAGUCAGAAA